AUGGGUCAUGGAAUUGGGGCAGAACUGAUGUCUCCCAAGAAUUUUCAUUUACCAUUCACUGCAAAGCUUUGUUUUACCUGCACGAACAAUAUGGUUGAGUAUGAGGCUUGCAUAUUGGGGCUAGAAGAAGCUAUUGAGUUAAAUAUCAAAGUACUAGAGGUAUUUAGAGACUCCACUCUAGUGAUACAUCAUAUCAGAGGUGAUUGGGAAACGAGACACGCUAAUUUAAUUCCUUAUCGGGAUUAUGUGCUGAAGUUACUCCCAAAGUUUGACAAGAUCACUUUCUCUCAUAUUCCUCGAGAAGAGAAUCAGAUGGAAGAUGCUUUGGCAACCUUGGCUUCCAUGUACAAGUUAAUAUGGCCUAACCAUCAGCCUAACAUUGAAAUCAGGCGUUUUAAUGAACCUGCGCAUUAUCUGACAACAGCAGAAGAAUCAGAUGAUAAACCCUGGUUCUUCGACAUCAAACGGUAUUUGGAGGAGCAAGAGUACCCGGCAGAGGCUUCUAGCCUUGAUAAAAGGACUAUACGGAGGUUGGCGUCGAAGUUCUUCUUGAAUGGGGAUGUAUUGUACAAGCGGAAUUAUGACAUGGUUUUGUUGAGAGCCUUUUCCGGAGGCGCCAUAAUCCUCGCAACUAUGGACGGUGAUGAAUUGCCGCUUCCCACCAAUGUUGAUGCUGUCAAAAAGUACUUUGCCUAA
This is a messenger RNA of Lathyrus oleraceus (garden pea), 696 nucleotides long. RefSeq lists its product as uncharacterized. NCBI's taxonomy places the organism in Eukaryota, Viridiplantae, Streptophyta, Magnoliopsida, Fabales, Fabaceae. Gene Ontology annotation, molecular function: nucleic acid binding; RNA-DNA hybrid ribonuclease activity. The record is from RefSeq and is a predicted model, not a curated record. The coding region runs from base 1 to 696 and encodes 231 amino acids. The transcript has 2 exons.